Rangifer tarandus platyrhynchus (Svalbard reindeer) is the source of this 1770-nucleotide messenger RNA. Lineage: Eukaryota; Metazoa; Chordata; Mammalia; Artiodactyla; Cervidae. The record is from the annotation of a GenBank genome assembly.
AUGUACAAAUGGCUGGUUAGGAUUCUCGGCACCAUUUUCCGUUUCUGUGAUCGGCCGGUGCCCCCUGCCAGGGCCCUCCUGAAGAGGCGGCGCUCGAACAGCACUCUGUUUUCUACAGUGGACACUGAUGAAAUACCAGCCAAAAGACCAAGAUUAGAUUGCUUUAUUCAUCAAGUGAAAAACAGUCUGUACAAUGCUGCCAGCUUGUUUGGAUUUCCAUUCCAGCUGACCACAAAACCCAUGGUAACUUCUGCUUGUAAUGGAACACGGAAUGUGGUCCCUUCAGGAGAGGUAUUUUCAAACUCCUCAUCUUCUGAACUGACCGGUUCUGGAUCCUGGAACAACAUGCUGAAACUGGGUAAUAAAUCUCCUAAUGGAAUAAGUGAUUAUCCAAAGAUCAGAGUGACAGUAACUCGAGAUCAGCCACGCAGAGUCUUGCCUUCCUUUGGUUUUACUUUGAGCUCAGAAGGUUAUACUAGAAGACCAGGUGGCCGUCGCCACAGCAAAGGCAAUCCAGAGAGUUCUUUAACGUGGAAGUCUCAGGAGCAGGUUGUAACAGAGAUGAUUUCUGAAGAGGGUUGCAAGGGUCUGAGGCGUCCUCAUUGUACUGUGGAGGAGGGUGUUCAAAAAGAAGAAAGAGAGAAAUACCGGAGGUUAUUGGAGCGACUUAAAGAAGGUGGUCAUGGAAACUCUGUUUCUCCUGUAACUUCAACUCAUCAAAGUUCUCAAAGAAGUCAGAUGGACACAUUAAAGACCAAAGGCUGGGGGGAAGAGCAAAGUCAUGGACUCAAAACAACUCAGUUUGUUCCAAAGCAAUAUAGAGUUGUUGAAACAAGGGGACCUCUGUGUUCAGUGAGAAGUGAAAAGAGGUGUUCAAAGGGGAAAAUUUCUGAUACAGAAAAGACAGUUGGAAUCAGACUAGAAAAUGAAUGUAGGAGAGGACUUCAGCUGGAACCCGACCUGUCUGAAGAAGUGUCAGCCCGACUCCGCCUGGGCAGUGGAAGCAAUGGCUUACUUAGGAGGAAAGUGUCAGUGCUUGAGGCAAAAGAAAAAGGCUGCCCAAGCAGAGAGCGGGAUAAAAGGAUGGAGGACCUUCUUGAGCUCACGGAGGACAUGGAAAAGGAAAUCAGUAAUGCUCUAGGCCAUGGCCCACAGGAUGAGAUCCUAAGUAGUGCUUUCAAAUUACGAAUCACUCGAGGAGAUAUCCAGACCUUGAGAAACUAUCACUGGCUCAAUGAUGAAGUCAUUAAUUUUUACAUGAACCUCCUGAUGGAAAGAAAUAAAAGGCAAGGGUAUCCAGCACUUUAUGCAUUCAGUACUUUCUUCUAUCCGAAAUUAAAGUCUGGGGGUUACCAAGCAGUGAAAAGAUGGACCAAAGGGGUCAGUCUCUUUGAACAGGAACUUAUUCUGGUGCCUAUUCAUCGGAAGGUACAUUGGAGCCUGGUGGCUAUAGACCUAAGAAAAAGGUGUCUUAAAUAUCUGGAUUCUAUGGGACAAAAAGGCCACAGGAUCUGUGAGAUUCUCCUUCAGUAUUUACAGGAUGAAAGUAAGACCAAAAGAAAUAUUGACCUGAAUCUUUUAGAGUGGACCCACUACAGCAUGAAGCCACAUGAGAUUCCUCAACAGUUGAAUGGGAGUGAUUGUGGAAUGUUUACUUGUAAAUAUGCAGAUUAUAUCUCUAGGGACAAACCUAUCACAUUUACUCAGCACCAGAUGCCUCUGUUCCGGAAGAAGAUGGUGUGGGAAAUCCUUCAUCAGCAGUUGCUGUGA